This is a messenger RNA of Maniola jurtina (meadow brown), 551 nucleotides long. RefSeq names its product general odorant-binding protein 72-like. Bases 72 to 494 code for a protein of 140 amino acids. Gene Ontology annotation, cellular component: extracellular region. The record is from RefSeq and is a predicted model, not a curated record. Gene Ontology annotation, biological process: sensory perception of smell; olfactory behavior. The transcript is spliced from 5 exons. Gene Ontology annotation, molecular function: odorant binding; dibutyl phthalate binding. Lineage: Eukaryota; Metazoa; Arthropoda; Insecta; Lepidoptera; Nymphalidae.
GCAUUGUCAUUAAUCAAUUAUCGCACUUCAUAUAAGUGGAUAGGCAAGAUCAAAGUUUGGGAGAAUAGGCCAUGUCCAUUCUUACAGCGGUCGUUAAAUUCCUGGUUGCACUUACACUUUGUAACGCGAUGACAAUGAAACAACUUAGGUCAACGGGAAAGAUGAUGCGAAAAUCAUGUCAACCAAAAAAUAACGUUCCUGAUGAGAAAGUCGAUCGGAUUUCUGAAGGUGUCUUCAUAGAAGAGAAAGAGGUCAUGUGCUACGUUGCUUGCAUCAUGAAAAUGGCUAAUGCGAUAAAAAACAAUAAACUUAACUACGAGGCAUCGAUGAAACAAGCCGAUCUGCUGCUACCAGAAGAAAUCAAACAACCAGCUAAAGACGCUAUUACAGCUUGUAUCAAAGUUGCGGAUUCUUACAAAGACAUCUGCGAGGCAUCGUUCUUCGUUACCAAGUGUAUUUACAACCACAAUCCUGCAGUUUUCUUUUUCCCAUAGUUUUAUAACCAAUGAAAUAAGAAUACUUACUUACUAUUAUUACGAACUUGUGAUUAA